Molecule: messenger RNA, 675 nt
Organism: Cuscuta campestris
Lineage: Eukaryota; Viridiplantae; Streptophyta; Magnoliopsida; Solanales; Convolvulaceae
Source: the annotation of a GenBank genome assembly
CAGUAAUUAGUGAAAUAGAUAAUUACUGCAGUAAUAAUGGUGAUGAAGAAGUAUAGAGACGGGGUUGCCCUGCCGGGCCCACGGGAGACCAUGUCCGGCAUCGCCUCCCUCAAAACGGAGUCCAAGUUGUCCCCCUCCGUGCCCCCUUCCUCCCUCCGCCUCCGCAUCCGCCGCAAAUCCACCGACACCUUCAUCCACGGCAUCGACGACCACCUCCUCGAGCUGAUCACCGACGUCCACUCCGCCGAGGACUCCGCCUCAUUCCUCCUCCCCUCCGCCGCCGGCCUCCUCCGCUCCCCCACCGCAGCCGACAUCUUCGUCAGGUCCCGGAUCAUCCGCUCCAUGUACCCCGCCGGGGGGAUGCGCCCCCGCCUCCUCGCAAGGCUCGCCAGGAUCCUCACGCGCGCAGCCAGGAACGCCACGCGCCGCCGCAAGGGCGGGGUGGUGGUGACCGGGACGGUGGAGAUAUGGCGGAAUCGGGACCUGAUGACGGAGGAGGAGGAUGAGGGGAUGGUGGCGAGGUGCGGGGGGUGCGGGUGCGCGAUAUAUUCGUUGAAGGAGUACGACGAGAGCACGGAGGACUACGGCGGCCCCUUCUGUCUCGACUGCAGGGAGUAUUACGCACCAUAGGCGGCGCACCGGAAGAAGAACUUUAUCACUGUAAUUGUUCUCCGG